UAUCUGCUUUGAGGUUAUGUUGUUAAUGUUGAAAGCUUGAUAAAUUUUAUAAACAUCUUAAUUAUAAGGACAAAAAUGGAUCAAACAUACGAUUCACUUCAAGAUUUAUCUUUAAAUGGCAGUUACAAGAAUUGUGAUAGUAGUAUUUCUGACCAACUAGCAGAUUUUUCAAGACUUCGUAUAUCGGCGCUCACGAAAGCUGCAGAAAUGAGUCCUCUGGUAAAAGAGGUAACUAUAGGGCCAAACAGUCCCAUCAAAAAGCAAGAGAUAGUUAUUGAAGACGCCCCGAAAAAUAUAGAAACAUUUGACGAGAGUCUGGUUGAAGAUAAAGUGCGCGAAGAUCUUCGGUUCACUCUUCUCAUGAAGAACUAUGAUAACAAACUAAAAGAAAGUGCAGAAGAAUUAUUCAAUGAUUUGAUUGAGCAAAUGAUUACAAACCGUGCUGAUGCAAUGAAAAAAUUUUCCAUCAAACUAAGUGAUGAAUGCAACCGCCGAACCUUGGAGGGCAGAGUGCGAAAAAUGGAGCUGUUGAAAAGUCUACAGGAUAAUGACAAUUCAUCUUUGCUUGAACAGGCGAAACAAGAUGAACUACAAAGCCAAAUCCUUAAAAAACAAAAUAUGGAAAAUAUGAACAGGAUAUUAGAAGAACAAAAUAGAGCAACUGCUCGAUUUGCGUCUAUUACAGACAGCCACACCAAAAUAUGCAUAUGUUAUAAUGAACUGACAAAUUUAUUGCAGACUGAACCACUUGCAAAAGUUAUCUGCGAUAAGUAUAUUACUGCCAUCAAUGCAGUAAUAAGCACUAUUAACUCCAUAAUGGAGAGCUGUAAAAGUGGCUCCAUUACAGACAAAGAAGUCAAACAAGCUGAAGUAUUAUCUGUUAAUGUAGAAAAUAUCAAAAAGAAAAUAUUUGCUGACCUUGAUUUGCAUAAAAAGCAGGAAAUCCAAAAAUUAAAAGAAUUAGAGGAAGCAAAGAAGAAGGAACAGGAGAUGAAGAAAGCAGAAGAACAAAAAGCAGUUGAAAUAGCACAGGCACAGAAACAAGCAGCCGCAUCUUCCAAAAAGUCUACCAAGCCAAUGUUUUAUUCUUCCAAAAACUACAGCAAUUAUGAAGAACUGAAAACAUUUCUGGAGUCUUAUGAAAGCCAAUACAAAGAUUUAUUAGAAAAUACAAACAUGAAAAAAUUCAGGUUUGACUGUCAAAAAGCUGUUAACACACCUGUGAAUGCAUUGUCAUCUGUAAGUGGAUCGCACAUUCGUGAUAAAUAUGACAAACUUUAUAAGUUAUUGAAAGGAGAAAGGGUUCAGGUCUUAGAUACUUAUGUCACAGCCACCCAACACCCUCAAGGCCUUUAUUACUGUACUGCUCUAUUGGCCAAGAAGAUUGUAAGGCAAGGUGAUCUACUGGUUUCAAGCAACCCUGAAGCUGCCUUCCCUCUUGCUGCUGUUACAGCUGCUCUGUGGUCUCAAUUUCCAAUAUUUGGCAAGCUUCUAGAAGCCAAUUUUUAUAGACAAUGUCCUUACCUAGUGCCCAUGUUUUUGCCACAGAAGGAAGGACAAACAGAUAAAGAAUUCUACUUAUCAAGAGGCUACACAUACAAUGAGGAAGGAGUGGUAGAAAAACAGGAUAAAUUUUUAAAGAGAAUGUCAGGAAUCUUUCGGCUCAACUGUGCAAUCUGGAUUGCUCUGACACCUAGAUUUAUAAAUACAGUAAAUCCACAUGGAAUAUGUUACGCAUGGAGAUGGCUUGCUUCCUUUAUCAAUUUGAGACCUGAACCGGACAUAUGUGCUACAUUGUUGCAUGAUUUCUUUUCUGUUUGUGGAUCUGAAUUUUUCAAAAAUUAUGGCAAACAAUUUGUUAAAGUUAUAAAGCUAAUAACUACAGACUACUUGGCCAUAUUACAAGACAUAGAUGAAGGAGGUCCAAAAACAAGAUUGGAAGUAUUUUUGCAAAAUGUACUUAAAACAGGACAAAUUUCACCACCAAGUGGACUUUUGCCUCCUAAUACUUGGUAGGCAGUUAAUGUAUUUUACUUGUUCCUGCUGCAUGGCCCUACAAUAUGAAUGAAUUCAAUGGGAAUCUUAACUGUGAGUUUAUUUCGCUAGGUGGCGCAUCGUCGAUCAAGUCAUUGCCAGUGAUCACAUACAUUUUGUAGAUAGCAUUUUAGAAAUCUUGAUUUUAUUCUUAUUCACUGUAUAAAAUAAAUAGCAUCUGUAAGUAAUCUAACACAAAGUUAUAAAGGUCAAACCUAUAAACCUGCACGGACCGACGCUAGCGCCAUCUGUGAAAAGCUUUGCGGGUGGAAUAUUUUUCUGAAUGUUUUGUUACAUCUUUUUAUGUGUUGUUUACUGCUCAACUUUCAACUAUUUUAAUAAUAGCAAUCUUUAAACUAGUAAUAUAAGAGCAAGUAUGUAUUUGUAAAAAAAUAACAUAAAAAAUAUAGUACCAACUUUUACCACAAUAUUGAUCUAAGAAUUCUACAAAAAAACUAUUAUCUUGAUGUUUAUUUUAUUUGUGAUUCAAAUUCUGGUUUGUGGUUUUUCUUUAGAUUUUUCCUUAAUCUAAUCUCUAUGUAUUUUAGUAGAAUAAUAAUUAUUUAAAGUUUGUUGGUUAGUGCCACAGCAGAUAUGGACAUAGGUAAUUUCAUGAAAUCAUGUGAUACUCAUUAAUUUUAAUCUAAGGAAUGUUUGUUAUAAGCUUUUAAAAAUAUUCUUCUUUCAUAAGUAAAGCUAGCGGACAUAAUAAAAUUAAUUUUUGAUAA
This is a messenger RNA of Ostrinia nubilalis (European corn borer), 2762 nucleotides long. RefSeq names its product mRNA export factor Gle1 (gene Gle1). The transcript has a single exon. Bases 76 to 2016 code for a protein of 646 amino acids. Gene Ontology annotation, biological process: poly(A)+ mRNA export from nucleus. Gene Ontology annotation, cellular component: nuclear pore; nuclear pore cytoplasmic filaments; cytoplasm. NCBI's taxonomy places the organism in Eukaryota, Metazoa, Arthropoda, Insecta, Lepidoptera, Crambidae. The record is from RefSeq and is a predicted model, not a curated record. Gene Ontology annotation, molecular function: translation initiation factor binding; phospholipid binding; inositol hexakisphosphate binding.